This is a messenger RNA of Oncorhynchus tshawytscha (Chinook salmon), 1035 nucleotides long. RefSeq names its product histone-lysine N-methyltransferase, H3 lysine-79 specific-like. NCBI's taxonomy places the organism in Eukaryota, Metazoa, Chordata, Actinopteri, Salmoniformes, Salmonidae. The transcript is spliced from 2 exons. The record is from RefSeq and is a predicted model, not a curated record. The annotation marks the transcript as partial.
CAGAGGGAGGCAGAGAGACAGAGGGAGGCAGAGAGACAGAGAGAAGCAGAGAGACAGAGAGAAGCAGAGAGAGCCACAGAAGCAAUGGAGUACCAGAGAAAACUGCAGGAGAUCCACAGACUCAAACAACUGCUGGAUCUACUGAUGGUGGACCUACAACUGGCCCACCAAGAGAUUGAGAGAUUGAGGCUAUGGCAGAAAGUCAUGGAGGAGCAGCGACCAAGACUGGCCUGGAACAACAAACCUAUUGAAACAGGAAGAGAGAGGGAAAGAGAGAGGGAAAAAGAGAGAGAAAGGGAGAUGGAAAGGGAGAGAAAAGCAGAAUUGGAAAGACAAGAAAUGAAGAAGAAAGUGGAACAGGCAGAAGAAACGAUAAAAGCGUUAGAACGAGAGAUUGAGAGAUUGAAAGAGAUUGAGAAGGAAAUCAUAUUUGAAAGAGAAAGAGACAUGCGUAUUGCAGAGAAUGAGAAAGUCAAACUGGUUAACGAAAAGGUAAAAGAGUUAGAGAGAGAGGUUGAGAGACUGAAAGAAGAUAUGACAACAAAAGAGAUUCAAUACAAAAUCACAUUUGAAAGAGCGAAAGAAGCGUUUAGAAGACAGAAUGAGAGAGUGAAACAGGUUCACCAAAAUGUACUAGUGUUAGACAGAGAGGUUGUGAGAAUGAAAGAAGAGAUUAGAUUGAAAGACGAGACUGAACCAGAGAGAACAUUUGAUAGAGACAGAGAGAGAGAAAAUGAUUGGAGACGAAGUGAAGAGGAGAUGAAAAAUAGAGUGGAGAGAGAGAUGGAGAUGGAGACAGCCCUCAUCAAUGACAAAAAGACGUCUGAAUUGGAGGAAGUCUUCAAGAAAAUCAAGGAACAGCAGAUAGAAUUAGAAAAUAUGGAAACAGACAAAUAUAAAUGGAAACAGAACCAAAUGGACAUGGAGGAGAAGAUGGAGGGUGAGCACAACAAACAGAAAGAGGUAGAAAGAAAGAGAAUGGAGAAAAUACCAAAACAGAGACAAGAAGAAGAUGAGAAGAAGAAGGAGAUGGAG